Molecule: messenger RNA, 6260 nt
Organism: Linum trigynum
Lineage: Eukaryota; Viridiplantae; Streptophyta; Magnoliopsida; Malpighiales; Linaceae
Source: the annotation of a GenBank genome assembly
UACGAUAUCCUUCUUUUGCGACAUUUUGCGUGCAAUAGAUCAAUCUUAGAGAAAAGGCCUACGUUUCACUUACCGAAGCACAAAAAUCCUCCACGUUUUGGAAACCUACCAAUAUGGGUAAGGCUGCCAAAUCUAGAUUACGAUCGAAUCCUUCGUCGUCAAAGCAUCAGAUAAGUCAAAGUUGCAUCUGAUCCAUUCUAUUUCAGUUUGUGUGUCACUUAAUUCUUAUACGACUGUAUUCUCUGUUUGCAUUCGCCGGCGAAAUAUGUAUCUCCGGCGAAGAGAGCCAGACUUGAGGAGGUUGUACUCACCCCAUCCACGCUUGGUGCUGAUGUCAUCAUUAUUCCCGACGAACGACAAACCAAAGUUGAUAGAGAAGUCUAGUGGAAAAGGCAAAGCCCAUAAUGGAUUAAACAAGGAUGUAGAGAGCAUAGUAAUCAUUAUUUGUGUAUGUCUCGACCACAACGUAUUGAUUUGUAGAGAUAGUCAACAGGUUACCCUUGUUUUCGCAAGCUGUUCUGGAAUUCAAGAUCGAUUCGCAUCUUGACCACAAUGACGAGCAAGUCAAUGUAGAGCAUUACAUUUUUCUAUCCAUUCUACCACGAGAGGAGAUUUUGGCACAAACUAUCCAUAACACGUUAACCAUGAAGGUUUUGUGGACCUUAUGUCCCCACUCGUUUGUGGAUGGUGAGGUAAGUUAUUAUGUGAGCAACAACAUUUUAUAAAUCGUUUGUACCAUUUACGCAAAAAUGAGUUGUUCAUACUCCCUCCAGGUACACUAGGAGUAAUGUUGUAAUGGUUACUUAUGGCUGCCUCACUUCCGAUCUAGUUGAUUAGGUUUGUAGUAUGCAUUUUAUACGUUCUGGUGUUAUUCCUAUACAUAUUAGGCUAUUUCAGUAUUUAGGUAGUUUCCUUUCUGGAUUUUCUGGUCUACUUCAUUAGGUUUAAGGACUUCCUUAUUAAGAUUACGACAUACUUCCUGUUUAGUGUGAAUUUACUUCAACUUUCAUCUAACUCCAUCUAUGUUAACUAUGUGACGCAUGAGCAGGAGCUCGCUACUUGAUGUGGCUUGAAACCUAAGAAGGCAUUGGAGUUGUACGACCACACUUUCCUGACACAGGCAGAGAAUUACGAAAAGGUUGUUUCUUCUCACCACGUGGUCUCCUCUGAUUGCCUAGUGCAUGUACCAAUAUGUAUAGGUCUAAUAAGGAUUAAAUGUUUGGUCAUGUGUAGGUGUGUCUUCCGAUGAAGGAUAGGCAACAUGAUGGGAAGGUGCACUGGUACAUGGAUGUCGUUUUUAUCAAGGUGCAAGAAGUUCACAUACUUGAUACAAGUCAAUCUGAGGACCGGAAGCCAUUACGUCAGAGAGAUGUGGAAAGAAUGGUGGAUUUAUUAAAUUGUGUGUGGUUCUUAUGUAAUCAUCCAUCUAUAUCUGUAUUUUUCAUUACCAACGCUUCAUCAACUGUGCAUAUUGCGUUUUUGCAUAGCUUGUGGCAGGCUCUGUACCUUGAAUGCGAAAACACAUGCGAGCCGGUAAGAUUUCUAGAUUAUACGUACAUAAGUCCUUCUCGCCAAUAACAAAUGGAUGAGUAAUAAUGUUUCUCUAUGCGUCAUUUCAAAGGCAUGUUGACUCGCACGAAACUACACCACAAAUUAAUCACGACUAGAGCCCAAGUAUAUAAACUCUAGCCGGGUGCGGUAUAGAGCAAGUAUUUAAAUUGUCAACCCGGGCCGAUCCAUGUACCCCUACUUCAAUCGCUUAGGUUGUUAUCUAUCAAGCAACUUUUGGGUUUAUAACUAAUGGAACUACAAACUAAACUAUCAAGGAAAAGUAAAUAAAGGAAACUAAGGGAGCUUCACCCGGGAGUUGCUCCCCCCUAACUAGCUACCAUGACUCGUUGGAUUGAAUGAAGUCUUGUGGCGUAGGUGGUUGUGAACCGCAGGGGUGAGCAACUAGUGAUCGAUUUGUCACGGAAUCAAAUCACUAGCGAUCAAUUUGCCAAGGGAUCGAUCCACUCACCAAAUCUAAGGGAACCACCAGGAGGAGCAAGUACUGAUCCAUUUGUCACGGGACGGAUUCACUGGAGGUCGAAUUGUCACGGGAUCGAUCCUCUCACUCAGUCACUGAAACCGGAGGCUUAAUCACAACCAACCUAGAUGCAAACUCGUAAAGGCGAACCGCAGAGGGAUGCAAAUAUCGUCGUAGACCACAAUCUCGAUUGCUAAAUCGAGGUAAACAUUAAAGGCCGUGUCAAUCGACCCUCACUGUUUAGGCAAUCGUAGUUGACUUACUCCCUCACUCAACUCAAAGGUCGGACGGGUUAAUACGAUAAAACCAUUUGCUUAAUUCAACAUUGACGGUUGCCCUAAAUUAACCUAGGUUAAAGUGGCUAGUUAGAUUGCUAAACACCAAAAUGCACAAACCUAAUGAUGCUAAGCACAAAACAUGCACAAACAUGCACAAUCGACAUGAAUAAUACCUCAAUCAUUGAAUUAAACAAUACCCAAUGACAAUCAUUCAAUCUAAACAAGUAAUUACAAAGUAUUAGUUAGGGAUCUAAAACACCCAAGAGAAAAGAGUGAGUUUCAAGAGAGAAAGAGAGAGGGAUUACUAAUUUGAGCUCAAGAUCUUCUUCUUCUUCUUCUUCUUCUAGGCUUGAACCGCCACCCAUGCCUCCAAUGAUGCCCCAAGAUCACUCUAGCACUCUCUCUCUCUCUCUCUCUCACUAGAACUCCCCUUUGGUGUUUUAGGUUGAAAUCCUAGAGAAAGAAACCAAUUCUUCUCCAAAAACCAGCUCUCCUUUCUCUCUCCCUGCUAUUUAUUGGGAUGACAUAUUUGUCCAGGUAUACUUUUUUUAUAUUUUCUAGUAAAUGGUUUUUUGGUUUUGACAAACUUAGAUUUACUAAGUUGUUUAUUGUAGGCUAAGUGUAAGCAAAAUGCAUUGAACCGAAGCAAGUUAAAGCAUCCACACAACCAAGGACCCAAUGCAUUUGUGCCCUCGCUUCAUGAAAUGGUAGUUUCCUAAGGUUUUAACAUGUAAUGAUUGUUUAUAAUGAAUUAUAUUAUCUAUGAAUAGAUAAUGUUGUUUGACACAUGUAGAAAGCACGUGAAAAGCUUAAAGGCAAUGAUGACUUCACUAAGAUGGAUUUCUAUGAGCGGACAAGAAGUAAGGAUGGAAAAUGGAUCAAUAACAAUGUGAAAAAAGCACAUGUAAGUUAGUUUUUUAAUUAUAUUUUAGUCCUUAUAAUAAUGGAUGACUUAUGGCCAUCUGGAGGUGAGUUUUCCUUAUAUAUUAUUAUAAGUUUGGAGCUUUUAGUAUAUGGAGAGUAUAUAUGUAAAGUCUAUACCUCAUGAUAAAUGGAAACUAAACAUUUGAACUUUAUCUUCGGUAAUUUGGUCAAGUGCUUACUUUAAAAGCUAAUAAGAAGGGACAUGGUUAUGAUAUAAGGGGAUUAAGAAUAUUAAUAAUAAUUUAUAACAACAAUCAUAUUUUCAGGAGAAGAUGCGAGCAAAGGUGGAUGAAAGCAAAGACACCAAUCAUCCUAUUAAUGGAAAUGAUGCAUUUAAUGAUGUCCUAGGAACCAAAUCAAGUGAUUGGCAAGCCUCGGACAUGGUCCAUCUCCUCCAGCUAAAAAGGCCACAUACAAGGAAUUAAAUGAGCGAUACAGGAGACUAGAAGAGCAAAACAGCUUGUUGUUGCACGAGCGCGACGAUUACAAGGAACAAUUGACUUCUACCAACAAUAAGAUGAAGGAACUCGAGGACAAUCACAAUGAACAAAUGGCUUCGUCAAUGGAUAGGGUGAAAGAACUAGAGAAGAAGGGUGCAUUCUUUGACAACAUAGCCUGCCAAUUGCUGAAACAAGAAACGGUCAGCUUGGACAAUGGUAAGAUACACGAAAUUAUCCAUUUCAAUAGUCUAUAUAUUAUGACUGAGCUUAGAAUAUGUCUAGAGAUAGGGAUAAUUUGUCUAAGAUUGAGUUAGUACAUUUGUCAUUUUUCAAGAAUAAAGGGAAAAUGAACUUUAUUUCCACCUGCUACAAUUCAUUAGAUUAAUGAAGCAAUGAUUGGUAUGCAUGAAUUUGCAGCAUGUACUCUACUUUGGAGAACACAUCAGCAACUCCUUAUCUAUUACUUACCUCUCUUUCGCACAUAAUAAAUAGAUAGAAAAGAGGUAUAACUGUGGAAAGUAACAACUAAGGGCUAAUAAAAAGAUGUAAGCUCAUAGAGAACAUGAGGUUGUUGGUAGAUAAUAGUUGGCAUGUGGAUUGUCAUUAGUAUAAGUUUCGAUGGUAUUCUCUUUAUUUUUUGAGAUUAAAGAAGUUGAUUCACAUUUAUAAAAAAAAUAAGCCAUGUUAGGUUUUUCUAUCUUAUGAGAUUUGUAGCCUUAGCUGCACUUUGUGUUUACGACAUGAUAUCUUUGUAUAUGUGCUUACAAUGUGCUAGUUUUAUAUUGCAGAUCCAAGGUGAGGUAAUUAGCCUACUGAUUUUGAGCAAUGAGAGUGCUUUAGGGAAGUGUCAAUGGCCAUGCUUUGUGUCAGCGUGCUAUGUUGAAGAUGUGAAUCUCUUUGAAACACGUUGUCUAUUUUUGUGACCAUAUUUUGUAUGGGUCAAUUCCUAAAGCCAACUCUCUAUUAAUUAUAUGUUAGAGAGAUGGAGCAUGUGUUCUCUUCGGUUGAAAUGCUUCAUGCUCUUGGAUGUGUAGGCACAUGAAAUUAUGUAAACUUACAUUUUUAGUUGAGUUAUAUGAAUGACAGGUGGAUUUUAACAAGACAAUUAUGUUAUCUGAAAUUUAGUUCGUCACAAAAAAUCUAACAUUCAUCACCAAUUAGCAAGACUGAAGAACAAUAAAAAAAUUUUGUGACGGAUUUCUUUGUUACCUAAGGGUUUUGAUCGUCACCAAUGGCACCCAUCUGACAGCUAAUGGGGCCAUAACUCUACUUUAGGUAAUGAGAAAGUUACAUUCGUCACCAAAUGGUAUACAAUCUGUGACAGUUUACAUCAUCACUAGAAGAAAAUCUUUUGGAAGGAAUCCUAAAACCGUCACCAAAAGUCCAUUUUUAUGACAAAUGAAUAUCGUGACAAAAAGUAGAAGUUUAUGUGACGAAAUUUUUUGUCACUUAAAGCUCUGUCUUGGGUGACGAAGCUAAAAUGUUUCGUCAUUGUAGCCUUUUGCAACGGCGUAUACGUGACGACCCUUGUGACAAAUGUUUUAUUGUCACAAAAGCCUUUUGUGACGCGAACUGGCGUAUUUGGUGACGAAAUUUUUUGUUACAAAAUACUGUUUUUCUUGUAGUGAACUAUUCCGAAAGGAAGAAGGUGCAAGUGGCAGCCCUCGAGUUUACAGAUUAUGCUAUCAUAUGGUUGGAUCAAUUAAGCAUGAGGAGGAGGAAGAACAAGAAGCCUCCUAUUGAGACGUGGGCCGAGAUGAGAAGCGUUAUGCGAGAUUGUUUUGUCCAUAGCUAUCAUCGUAGGGAGAUGCAUCAAGAUGUACAACUUCUACGACAAGGCACCAAGAGCGUAGAGGAUUAUUAUCAAGCGAUGGAGAAGCUUAUGAUUAGAGCGGAUCCAAAGGAGGAACAUGACACCACCAUUGCACGAUUCCUACAUGAUCUUAAUCGAGAAAUUAGAAAUGUGGUGGAAAUUCAUCCCUAUGCGGAUUUAUAUGACUUGGUUGCAAUGGUGACCAAAGUGGACAAACAACAAUGUAGCAAUGUUGGGAGGAGAUUCAUGGCACCUCAAAAUGCACCAAGGCCAGGAGUGCCAUCGACUUCAACCUUCAACCUUUAUGAUCUUGCACCAUAUUUGGAGGACAACUCGGAUUUGAGGUCAAAUCCUUCUCGAUAGGGAGGGACUGAUGAGCUCAUCAAAACCAAGUCCAUUUCAUCACAAGAGCGAGUGACCAGAGAGAGAUAUCAGUCUCUCAUUCUUCGCAUCCAAAAGAAGAUGGCUCCGUUGAAGGCUAAACGCCUGUCCUUCGCGGCUCGCCUCACUCUGACUAAAUCGCUUGUUGCGUCCCUCCCGGUGUACAACAUGCAGACGGAAUUGAUCCCUAGUAACGUCUACAAGAGCAUCGACAAGAUCAAUAGGGACUUCAUAUGGGGGGGACGAGGCUGACAAGAGCAAAAUGCAUUUGGUGGCUUGGGAGAAGAUGACUACUCCGAAGAGUCAGGGUGGAGUGGGAAUCAGACCUACAAGACAAGCCAACCUAGCCAUGUUAGCUAAAAGCGGGUGGCGUCUAAUGAACGAAAAAGAUAACC